AUGAGCGGUCACAAGGCCGAUGCCAAGGCGCUGCUGGACGACCGUGGAUACUCUGGCCCUCUGAUCCGCGGCGAAAACCCAGCAAACCUGAUCGAGAAGCCGCUCCAAGACCGCAUCACCGAGACAUAUUAUUGGAAGGAGCAAUGUUUCGCAUUGAACGAGGCAUCGCUUUGCGAUCGUGCUGUCGACAUGAAUUUCAUUGGCGGUACGUAUGGACAACAGAAGGCCUCGCCAUUUCUAUGUCUUGUGUUCAAGCUGCUACAAUUGCAACCUGAACGGGAGAUUGUCCUCUAUUACCUGCAUAAUGAGGAGGGAUUUAAGUACCUCACUGCGCUCGCUGCAUUCUAUAUCCGCCUUACCUUUGAGCCUGUUGAAAUCUACAAGGCGCUUGAACCCCUUCUCUCAGACUACAGAAAGCUGCGACGGAGAAGAAACGAUGGUUUCAUGAUAACACACAUGGAUCAGUUCAUUGAUGAUCUUCUCACGAAAGACCGCAUGUGCGGAACAACACUCUGGAAACUACCCAAGCGACAGCUGCUGGAAGACUUGGAAUUGCUAGAUGAACGUGUCAGUCCGUUAGCAGAUGAGAUCGAGGCAAUCGAUAACGAAAAUGAUGAUGCGCGGGAAGGCGAUGAAAGCCGAGAAGGAAGCGAUUAUGAGAGGAGAAAUGGCGCGAAUGGACGAUCACGGUCGCGCUCAAGGUCAUCUGAGGGAAGAUGA
Molecule: messenger RNA, 720 nt
Organism: Xylona heveae TC161
Lineage: Eukaryota; Fungi; Ascomycota; Xylonomycetes; Xylonales; Xylonaceae
Product: PRP38-domain-containing protein
Exons: 2
Coding region: 1-720 (239 amino acids)
Cellular component (GO): precatalytic spliceosome
Source: RefSeq, a predicted model, not a curated record